This is a messenger RNA of Solanum dulcamara, 1081 nucleotides long. Its product is annotated as MADS-box transcription factor 23-like. Gene Ontology annotation, molecular function: DNA-binding transcription factor activity, RNA polymerase II-specific; protein dimerization activity; RNA polymerase II cis-regulatory region sequence-specific DNA binding. The transcript has 9 exons. The coding region runs from base 124 to 780 and encodes 218 amino acids. The record is from RefSeq and is a predicted model, not a curated record. Gene Ontology annotation, biological process: positive regulation of transcription by RNA polymerase II. NCBI's taxonomy places the organism in Eukaryota, Viridiplantae, Streptophyta, Magnoliopsida, Solanales, Solanaceae. Gene Ontology annotation, cellular component: nucleus.
AUCUCCUUCCUGUGAUGUGAGAAGAGGGCAAAUCCCUACACCGAAGAAAUUUUGUUUAAUUUCCAAAAAUCUAGCUCACUCAAACCAAAGUGAAACCCUAGCAAGCAAAGCUAAUUAAGGUAGAUGGGAAGGGGAAAGAUUAUAAUCCAAAGGAUCGAUAAGUCAUCGAGCAGGCAAGUCACUUUCUCUAAGAGAAGGAAUGGAUUGUUGAAGAAAGCUAAGGAGUUAGCCAUCUUAUGUGAUGCACAAGUUGGAUUGAUUAUUUUCUCCAGCACUGAAAAACUCUAUGAAUUUUCUAACACUAGUAUGGAAUCCAUUGUUGAACGAUACAAUAAAACUAAAGAAGGAUAUCAACAAUUGCACAACCCAAUAACAGAACUGAAGCUAUGGCAGGAAGAGACAGCAAUUUUGCGGCAACAAUUACAUGAAGUGCAACAAACUCAUAGACAAUUCAUGGGAGAACAGCUCUCUGGUUUAACUAUUAAGGACCUGCAAAAUCUGGAAAGUCGACUAGAAACAAGCUUAAGGGGCAUCCGUGUGAAAAAGGAGCAAGUAUUACUUAACGAGAUUCAAGAGCUAUCUUGGAAGGGGAGUCUAAUGCAUCAAGAAAAUUUGGAACUCUUCCAAAAGAGAAUUUCUCAGGCUUAUGGUACAAGGGAUGCAAAUGCAUUGAAUGGAAACGUCAGUACUCCGUAUUACUUCACAAUUAGUAGGGAAGUGAACGCUCCCAUCCAUCUCCAGUUAAGCCAGCCUGAGCUAUACAAUUUCGAGACUCCUUAAACAGUAUCUAACUCUAGGUAAAAGCCAGUGCCGAAAAUAAAGGAAGGUAAAUGACUGGUAAGUUUGAAGAACGUAUUCAGCAAUAUAAAAGAAAAGGCCAACAAAUUAAAUUAAAGGCUAUAUGAUUGUUCUCAUGACUCAUGUAGUAACAAAGUGAGCUCAUAUUAUGAUGUGUACUACUGUAUAUCUUACGCAUAAUGGGAUCAUACAUUAUCUAUUAGUUAUGAAUUUGUGACAGGAGUUAGAGAAGGAUUAUAUAUGUGACAGAAAGUUAAUCAAAUACACAAACUUGAAAUGAAUA